AUGGUUUUGUGCUGUACCUAUAUACCUGAAACAUAUUUUCUUAGAUUUUUUUUUCUUCCUGCAGAUGCCUGUAAUCUUACAUUUAACCCAAACUCAGCCCACAGAGAACUGUGCCUGUCUGAGUUGAACAGGAAGGUGUCAUACACAGCCCAAGCAAUGCAGUACCCAGAUCACCCGGAUAGAUUUCAGCUCUUAAGCCAGGUUCUGUGUAACGAGAGUCUGAGCCAGCGGUGUUACUGGGAAGUUUGCUUGGAGGACUCGUUACCAGAAAUUGGCAUCACAUAUCCCAAUUUUCAGAGGAAACAGGAAGACCUGGCAGUGUGGGAUGGUCAAAUAAAGCUUGGGUUAAACCCAGUCUCGUGGGCGCUCUGCUUCAGUUACAAAGGUUACACUGUCAGGCACAAUUCAGAGGACACAGUUAUAGAGAUGCCAAAGUCGAACAGAAUAGCCGUGUAUUUGGACUGGCCUGCUGGAAUACUGUCCUUUUACAAUGUUUCAUCUGAUACACACAGACUUACACACAUACACACAUUCCGCACAACAUUUAGGGAGUCGGUGUAUCCAGGGUUCAGUGUAGACAAUGGCUCUCUGACUUUGUGCCAGCUGGAAUAAAUGACCAAAUAAAGUAUUAUAAUACUUGAUAAUAAAGACGUAAAUAAUAAAAAUAAAAGGUUAUAUUUUAUGUAUAUGUCAUGAGUUUUCCAGUAUUACAGUCUGGUUUUGUGUUUCUUUUCACCUGUGCAUUCAGUAGGUCUUUUAUUUUGACGUUUGUUCUGCAGGUUACAUUUUUGAGUGCUUGCCUUAGUCCUGGCUUAAUUGUCAGCAUUAGCAUUAACCUAUUGUUUCAAGCCCAGCCAAUCAUUUGUAUUUCACUAUUGUGUUUAUUAAUGUUAAAACUUCACUGUAUUAAAGAACAAGCUGCA
Molecule: messenger RNA, 923 nt
Organism: Clarias gariepinus (North African catfish)
Lineage: Eukaryota; Metazoa; Chordata; Actinopteri; Siluriformes; Clariidae
Product: stonustoxin subunit alpha-like
Exons: 1
Coding region: 1-612 (203 amino acids)
Molecular function (GO): protein binding
Source: RefSeq, a predicted model, not a curated record